Anguilla anguilla (European eel) is the source of this 2401-nucleotide messenger RNA. It is a transcript of the gene ribc1, whose product is annotated as RIB43A domain with coiled-coils 1. NCBI's taxonomy places the organism in Eukaryota, Metazoa, Chordata, Actinopteri, Anguilliformes, Anguillidae. Bases 244 to 1353 code for a protein of 369 amino acids. The record is from RefSeq and is a predicted model, not a curated record. The transcript is spliced from 8 exons.
ACUAGUACAACCUCCACUUAGGAUAGGAGCCCUGAAAAUUAUUUCUCUGCUAGCUCAUUGUGGAUGAAGUGCAGCAAUGCAGAGUAGAAAGAAUAUUAUAUAUCAUAUUUGGACGGCGCGAAAUCUAAAACCACCUCAUAUAUUCGCUUAAAAUCCGUAACCAUGGUGACCUAAAGCGUCAAAACAAGUUCACACGGACAAAUUGCUUUUCUGGGAGGACUUCACAGCAGUAGCACAGCUAAGAUGGAAGACUCAGCUGCGAUGGCUAUCGAACGGCGACGUGCGUCGGAGACAGCGCGCAAGGAACGAAUUUUCGACACCAGAAAUCGGGUCAUCGGGUUGGACCUUUCAAAGCUGCAGAGGCAAGUCGAGGAGAAGCGGGAGCGGGAGAGGGUGGAGAAAGUACGGGACAAGGCAUUCGAAUCGUUGAGCGCGAUGCACGACGCUCUCUUGAAGCAACAGUUUGCAGAAGAGGAGCGCAGGAGAGCGGAACUAUCCCAGGAAUUGGUACAGUUCCGAGCGACUCACCAGCGUGCUCAGGACUCCCGUGACGCUGAUCUGAAUUUUAAAGAACUGGCUCUUAAUCCCCCGGUUUCAGAGGAGGAACUGGGGCCUUCGAGCAUGCAGGUGUUUCAGGGAGGUGAUUGUAUGGCCAGAGAGAGGAAGAAAGCUCAGAUGGAGGAAAAUGAAAGACUUCUGAAAGCACAGACACAGGAGAAGGAGAAAAUGCGCAUCCACAAAAAACAAACAGAGUUGCUGUGGGGCCGAGCACAGGUGCAACAAGACUUUAGGGAGCUGCAGCUUGAUGCUACGGAGGAAAAGUGUAGGCGAGAUGCUCAAGUUGCUCUCAGCAAGUACAACCUGGCUCAGGCUGCAGAGCGGGCACAGCAACAGAAGAUGGACAGAUUGAAAGAGGAAGGGGAGAAUUUUAUGGAGGUGUGGCACAUGAUGACCUCUGACCUCCUGACGGAGUGCCCUGAAGCUGCAGAGAGAGGGGGUGGAGGGGCGGGGCAGAGGGUGCUUUUGGACAGAUGGAAGGGGAUGAGUGCCGAGCAGAUGAACGCCAUACACAAGCAGAGAGAGGAGCAGCUUGCUGAGAGAGAGAGGCUGAGAGAGGCCAAGAGACAGAGAGAGGCAGCGUGGGAUAGCCUGCAGAUGGCACAAAGCCGAGAGGGAGAGGAGGAGGAGAAGAGAGAGAGGGAGAGAGAGAAGCAGAGAAGGACAGAGAUGGACAGAUACAACAUGCAGCUGGCCAGAGAGCAACAAGCGCAUCAGCAGUACCUGGAGAAGAAUCUCUACACCAACAGGCCUGCGGCCAGCUACUUCACACAGUUCGGCAGUAGCUCUCGCUAGGACCCUUUGUCCUCAGUUACACCUCAUUGUGUCUUAACAGCAUAUUGACAUAUCUGGCACAACACAGGACUCAUUCAGGGCCACACACACUGGACAUGUACACUGUACACAUUGGCUGUUACUUCAAAUACAUACUGAUAUUUUGGGCACAUUAUUAUUUCUGAGUGGUAUUUUGGGAUGUGGAUAUGUUUCUGUAUACAUGUCAAGAGGUCAGAUCAUUAUCUGUAAACAAAAUGGCAUAGUUCCACAAAAGGAAAAAACGUGAAUGAAUUGCAAAUGUUGAGUUUAACAUAAGCAAUUGUAUUGCACAAUUACCUUUUUUUGCAAACAUUUGGGACAUUUGGUAGGGUCAUUUGGGAUACUUCCGAAACUGUCAUUAUUGUUGUACUCUUAUAUGCUCUUUGUAAGUUCUGUCCAUUUGUCUGUUAUGUAAGCUUGGGAUCAUCAGCUCUGGCUAUCAUCAGGGUAGGUACUGCAGUUAAUACAUUUGAAUAUAUUGUGAUGUAAAUCAUACGUGCUAGAGCCAUGUGUUUUUGGCAAACUGGAUUAUCCAAUAGCUGAGCUGCAGCCUGAUAGGAAGUAUCUAUGACUUGUCUUGAUGAAUGUGUCAGCUGCAGUAAUUACCCUGAUGCUAGUCAGAGUUACUAUGAUAUAGUUGGUUAAUAAAUCAAGAGGCCAUUCAUAGUGAAUGCAACAAAUUAUACGAAGAAGUUAACUGAAUAAAUGGGUUAAGAGUAUUCUGACAAUUAAAGUAGAACAGACCUUGAAAAUAAACAGUUCUACCUGGUGCAUUAUACAAGUUAUGAUUUUUCCCCAAACAAUGUAAGUCCAUUACAGACGACGGGGUUAAAAGAGCAUGUUGACAUUUAACACCUUAAUAUAAUGCAUUUUUUCCUCGCACUAUGUACUGUAUGGUAGUCCCUCCUCAGUAUCCUUUUAUUACCAGUCAUUCACUAUCAGUGUUCCCUCUUUGCACAGGCUUCAUAGAGGCAUCGUGUGGCUGAUAUUUUUGAGGAUGUGCAUGAAGUUGCAGUUGAACUUGACUACA